AUGCUCGGUUCGUUCAACGGUGCGGACGUGAACUCGCUGUGCAGGCAAGGAGGAGAGGUGGGAGAGGAGGAGUUUGUACGGUGUACGUCCCCUGACGUCCUCCCGUACAUCGUCGGGCUGACGGGGGGGAUAGCAAGUGGGAAGUCUACGAUCUCCGGGAUGCUGAAGGAGGAAGGAUGCGAGAUUGUUGACUGUGACAAGCUCGGGCACCGGGCGUACCUGAAGGGGAGCGAAACGUUCAAGAGGGUUGUGGAGGCGUUCGGUAGCCAGGUGGUCGACCCUUCCUCUGGGGAGAUUGACCGACGGUCCCUGGCCAGCAUCGUCUUUGGUGACGCAGAGCAGAUGAAAGUCCUGAACGGGAUCGUGUGGCCAGCGAUCAGGGAGCUUGCGGUAGAGGAGAUGAAGGGGAUGAGGGAGAGAGGCGUCGAGCUGUGCGUGAUGGAGGCGGCGGUACUGCUGGAGGCGUGCUGGGAUGACUUCGUUGAUGAGGUAUGGACAGUCAUCGUCCCUGAAGAGAAGUCCAAGGAAAGGCUGAUGAAGAGGAACAACAUCAGCGAGGAGGAUGCAAAGAAGAGAAUUUCUGCGCAGAUGACCAACCAGGACAGAAUGAAACGAAGUGAUAUCAUCAUCUCCAACGAAUGGGAUACGGAACAAACUAAUCAACAGGUGAAA
Molecule: messenger RNA, 672 nt
Organism: Guillardia theta CCMP2712
Lineage: Eukaryota; Cryptophyceae; Pyrenomonadales; Geminigeraceae
Exons: 3
Biological process (GO): coenzyme A biosynthetic process
Molecular function (GO): ATP binding; dephospho-CoA kinase activity
Source: RefSeq, a predicted model, not a curated record